AAGACUUCUACCGCUCAUCAUGAUCACGGUCCUGCUGUUGUCUGCCUUCGUGGCUGGAGCUCUCAGCUGUGGGGUUCCCACUUACCAGCCCCACCUGCCCAGAGUGGUUGGGGGUGAAGAUGUGAGACCCAACAGCUGGCCCUGGCAGGUGUCCCUGCAGUAUGACAACAAAGGUCAGUGGCGCCACACCUGCGGAGGUUCCCUGGUGGCCAACAACUGGGUCCUGACAGCUGCCCACUGCAUCAGCUACUCCAGAACCUACCGUGUGAUGCUGGGACGGCACAGCCUGUCCACCGACGAGCCCGGCUCCAUGGCCAUCAGUGUCUCCAAACUCGUGGUGCACGAGAAGUGGAACUCCAACCAGCUCUCCCAAGGAAACGACAUUGCUCUGCUCAAACUGGCCAAGCCUGUCCCCCUGAGCGACAAGAUUCAGCUGGCCUGCCUCCCAGCCGCCGGUUCCAUUCUCCCCAACAACUACAGCUGCUUCGUCACUGGCUGGGGAAGGUUGCAGACCAACGGAGCAACUCCUGACAUCAUGCAGCAGGGUCAGCUGCUGGUCGUGGACUACGCUACCUGCUCCAGCCCUGGCUGGUGGGGCAGCACCGUGAAGACCAACAUGAUCUGCGCCGGGGGCGAUGGCGUGAUCUCCAGCUGCAAUGGAGACUCUGGGGGACCCCUGAACUGCCAGUCUGCCAACGGAGUGUGGGAAGUGCACGGCGUGGUGAGCUUUGGGUCCUCCCUUGGCUGCAACUACUACCAUAAGCCCUCCGUCUUUACACGUGUCUCCAACUACAUUGACUGGAUCAACACGGUCAUUGCAAACAACUAAGAGAAGCACCGGUAACUGCUGCGGACGUGGAAGGGUCGCAGGAAGAAAAGAGCAAUAAUAAAGUGAUAACCACAGAAAUCGUAUCUG
Molecule: messenger RNA, 916 nt
Organism: Sorex fumeus (smoky shrew)
Lineage: Eukaryota; Metazoa; Chordata; Mammalia; Eulipotyphla; Soricidae
Product: chymotrypsin-like elastase family member 2A
Exons: 8
Coding region: 20-829 (269 amino acids)
Biological process (GO): proteolysis
Molecular function (GO): serine-type endopeptidase activity
Source: RefSeq, a predicted model, not a curated record